AUGGAGGCUACAAUGAAAAUUCUGCGAUGGCAUUGGCUUGAAGCUCAACUGAAAUACUGUGGACUCAAAGCUUCUAAGGUUAAGGCUGUUGCACAUGUAAUACUUCAUGACGCGGCGAGACAUGGGAAUUUGAUUGUACCCACUGAGAUUAAUCAGCUUGAGGCUGCUUUUGCGGAGGAGUCGAAGAAUAAGGAGAGGGGACAUUACUAUGUGUGUGUGUGUGUGUGUGUGUUUAUGGCUGGUGGGAAGAGAAAUAUUGAUGUUGUUGAUGGGGGUGAGUCGGUGCAGCGGCCUGUUGCUUCUAACGCUGCUUCGAAGAAGGCGAUGGCUGCUCCUGUGGAGGAUGUCAUGGACGUCGAGGAUACGCCUGCGCCUGCUCCUCGGAACAAGCAGACAGCUCGCCGUGGUACCCAGCCUUAUACGGAGUAUGCGGCUCAAGAAAAUUUUAACGAAGAACUUCCUCCACUUGGACUACUUAAUGGCGACUACACUCUCUCUUGGAUUUCUGGAAACUGGGGCUACGAGGAAAUCGAUCUAUCUUGA
This is a messenger RNA of Penicillium taxi, 543 nucleotides long. RefSeq lists its product as uncharacterized. The record is from RefSeq and is a predicted model, not a curated record. Lineage: Eukaryota; Fungi; Ascomycota; Eurotiomycetes; Eurotiales; Aspergillaceae. The transcript has 2 exons. The coding region runs from base 1 to 543 and encodes 180 amino acids.